Molecule: messenger RNA, 489 nt
Organism: Abrus precatorius (Indian licorice)
Lineage: Eukaryota; Viridiplantae; Streptophyta; Magnoliopsida; Fabales; Fabaceae
Product: gibberellin 3-beta-dioxygenase 3-like
Exons: 2
Coding region: 1-489 (162 amino acids)
Biological process (GO): gibberellin biosynthetic process; response to light stimulus
Molecular function (GO): gibberellin 3-beta-dioxygenase activity
Source: RefSeq, a predicted model, not a curated record
AUGAAUUCAAUCACAAACUCUUAUAAGAACAACCCCAGCCACGUCAACCAUAGAGUUCCACUGGACUUCAGCAGUGUGCUGACCGUACCUGAUUCCCAUGAAUGGGUUUUCGAGCCACACACAUUAGGAUCAGUUCCACUCAUAAACCUCUCCGACCCAAAUGCGAAAUCGCUCGUAAGACAAGCAUGUGAGGAAUGGGGUGUCUUCCAAGUCAUUAACCAUGGCGUUUCCAUGAAGCUACUAAAAGAAGUUGAAGUUGAGACUUUUCGAUUAUUUUCCUUACCAACUCACCAGAAAAUUUGUGCUCUCCGCUCACCAGAUGGCAUCAUCGGCUAUGGGGUGCCUCGCAUUUCGAGUUACUAUUCUAAGCUCUUGUGGUGUGAAGGUUUCUCGAUGAUGGAGUCUCCGGUGGAGCAUGCCACCCAACUUUGGCCACAUCAACCCGACCAACAAACUACUUUCUGGUAUCUCACAAGUUUAAUGAAAUAA